Messenger RNA from Pungitius pungitius (ninespine stickleback), 3923 nucleotides. Its product is annotated as USP6 N-terminal-like protein. Bases 268 to 2715 code for a protein of 815 amino acids. The record is from RefSeq and is a predicted model, not a curated record. Lineage: Eukaryota; Metazoa; Chordata; Actinopteri; Perciformes; Gasterosteidae. The transcript is spliced from 14 exons.
UUAGCGACAGGCUCGCUGCUCGUCCACGUGCCGCUGCUGCCCGUGCGCGCGCGUCACCAGCCUUCGAUGAGCUCGCGGCACGCGGACUCGGACGUGCGUCCGUUUUUGACCAGCGUCGAUACGGAUCGAUACCGGCGAAGCAAGUGAAGUUCUUCGGCAACAGCGGGCCGCGUUGCGUUGACAGGGCUCCCCUGGACAGCAAGGGACAUAAUGUGGAUGGUUCAUGUACGUCUCUGCGUGUAGGAAGACCCUCCAGAAGAUUUUGACAUGAAGAAGGACAUAGACUCAUUGAUAGCAGAGGAACGCGUUGAAAUCAUCGCCAAAUAUGACAAGGGCAGGCAGGAGGGUGUCACCAUUGACCCAUGGGAGGAUGCUAACUACAACAUCUAUAAGGUUACCGACCGCUUCGGCUUUCUGCAUGAGGAAGAGCUGCCGACUCCAAGUGCGCUGGAAGAGAAGCAUAAGCAGCAGGAGAUUGAGCGGGUGGAAAAAUGGCUAAAGAUGGUGAAGAAUUGGGACAAGUACAGGAACAGUGAAAAGUUGGUGAAGCGAGUAUAUAAAGGAAUCCCUCUGCAGCUGAGAGGCCAGGCCUGGGCCUUGCUUUUGGACAUAGAGAAAGUCAAACAAGAAAACGUGGGGAAAUACGAGAGAAUGAAGCUGCAGGCUCGUAACUUCUCCGCUGAGAUCAAGCAGAUAGACCUGGACGUCAACAGAACGUUCAGGAACCACAUCAUGUUCAUGGACCGCUUUGGAGUCAAGCAGCAGGCCCUGUUUCACGUACUAGCAGCUUACUCCGUCUACAACACGGAGGUGAGCUACUGCCAGGGGAUGAGUCAGAUUGCUGCCAUUUUGCUCAUGUACCUGAAUGAGGAAGAUGCCUUCUGGGCUCUGUCCCAGCUCCUCACCAACGGAAAGCAUGCCAUGCAUGGGUUCUUCAUCCCAGGAUUCCCCAAGCUGCAUCGUUACCAGGCCCACCACGAGCUGAUCCUCUCCAAAAUGCUGCCAAAGCUGAAGAAACACAUGGACAAGGAGCAGAUGACAACAGGGAUUUAUACCACCAAAUGGUUUUUGCAGUGCUUCAUUGACAGAACCCCAAUCACCCUUACCCUGCGUUUAUGGGACAUCUACAUCAUGGAGGGAGAGAAGAUGCUAAGUGCCAUGGCUUAUACAACGCUCAAGCUACACAAGAAGCGCCUGCAGAAGCUGCCAUUAGAGGAUCUGAGGGAGUUUCUUCAGGAGCAGAUCGCUGUUUCUUUCUUCCUGCCCGAUGAUGUGGUGGUUGAACAGUUACAAGCUGCUAUGUCUGAACUUCGCAGUAAAAAGCUUGACAAUCCUCCUCCAGCCAAGUCAGAAGAGCAGCCAAAGAAACCUCUGGGUCAAGAGAGGCCCAUUCUCCUUUUGCCUCCGCAGCCUGACUCCCCCGUGGAGGUCAAAGCAAAUCCGCAGCCCCCGGCGCAGACCCCGGCUCACCGGGUCGCCGAGGCCCAGCGAGCGGACGCCGUCGUUCCACACCAGACCCAGGAGCCCAGAACUCCGUCUCUGCCUUCACCUGACGCGCUCGUAGUCCACACACCGGGCACGCCUACUGCUUUGAGGCCCUGCAGAGCCCCCCCGUUACCUCCGAAAGCACAUCAACCCCGGGCCGAGGUCGGACUGGACGGAGGCGCGAAGGAGGGGCCUCCGUGUGCCGGCCUGAACAGAGUUGACGGAGAUCAGGCCGCCGACCCCGAGGCGGAGGAGGAGCCGAUGGAUUGGCCCCCACCUUACGAGCCCCCUGCCUUGGAAGCUCUCGCCGCACAGACGGAGGAGAUCAUGGACCUGCCCGAUCUGCCACCUCCACCUUUAUUCUACACUGAGCAGAACGAGCAAAGCCACGUGGAUGGCGGACCCCCGUCUCCGGAGACCCGCUCUCCUUCCCCUCGCUCGGCCUCCUCAGCAGUCACUCAGAUGAAGCUACCGCCAAAGCCAUGCUUCAAACCCCCCACGUCGCUUCAGCACGCCCAGAGGAAAGCUCCUCCCUCAAAGCCUUCCACUCACCCUGCCUUCGCCACCUCCUCCUCCUCUCCUCCCAGACUUCCUCCCCCUAAGCCAACCAAGUUCCCGGUCUCUCUCUACGUCCCGAUGCCCACCGGAGACCGGCGGCCCUCCAACACCUCCCAGUAUGACAACCUUUCCGAGGCCGAUGAGGACGACGCCUUUCCGGAGAGGCUGCUGCGCUCCACUCCGGAGGAAACCCCCAGCAUGCACUGCAGCGCCCCACCCGCCACUGGCCGGGAUCGGGACGCUGGCCUCCACCCUGUGCCUCCGCCUCCCCCGUUCAACCCCUCGUCGCCCUCAUCCGUUCGCCCGCCGCUGUGGGGCCUCCCCAGUCUGCCACAGGAGCCGGAAUACGAAGGGCAGGACAGCUGGGUGGAGGACUCCAUCAUCCCCCCUCCUCCAGAUAACUUUGCGGACAAACUCAUUCCCUUCCAGUCUGGUGCCGCCAGCUGUUCAGACACACACAGAAGCCCCUCGCCCGGGUUCUCAAAGCCUUUCUCCAGGGCCCCACGGGACCGCUCCGCUUUCCCAGCACCCCUGUUGUACACCAGGUCUCGCCCAGGCCACUCCAGGCCCUUGGGCCAGUCGGCGGUAGCAGUGUGCACGGUCCGAUCCAGCCCGGACUUUUGCAGGAUGCCGCCGGGGGGUCAGCCGCUGCCCAAAUCAGUGACCUUUUAAAAGUCAUCAAGUGUUUUUUGAGCAUGCCUCAUUAUGCCAAUAGUAAUGUCUGUUAAUUCUUGGUUCAUUUUAAAGCCAUGAAGUGAAAAGCCAGUAGAGAACAAGAGUGUGUGUGUGUGUGUGUGUGUGUGUGUGUGUGUGUGUGUGUGUGUGUGUGUGUGUGUGUGUGUGUGUGUGUGUGUCAGAGAAAGGACUCUUGUCAAUCACAAAUGACACACUUGCACUUUUUUUUCUUUUUUUUCUCGGUGUGAGCCAAACUGCUGUCUGUUGCGUGUCACCGUUCCCCUCACAAGAAGCGAGUGUGUUUUCUUACCUGCCCUCGUUCCACCGUUGCUCCAUUUCGUUCCAACCGAAGUGUCUUCACCGAUCGCAGUACACUGAGGCCACAUCUCCGGCACCAGGGCUUUUGAGGCUGCAGAGUACGGUUCAUCUUUGCUGAAGCACCCAAAGCCUGUUUAUAUAUUUAUACUGCUUUUUAUGGUAAACUGUGAGCAGGCUUAAACAUACUAACAGUAAAUCAAACUAUUAGGUAACCCUAAACACAACAUGUUCUACGUCUUAAGGUCAAUACUUGAUCAAACCAGUUUGUACAAACGCAGUUAGCAUGCAAGCCUCUGAAGAAUGUUGAGGUUGUAACCACCAGCCACAGGAAAUAUGUGGUGCAAUACGUCACUGGUGUAAAUACAGAAAAUAGUUAUUCACAUGAAGCCUUGUCAGUUUUUUUUGUAUUUCUGGCAGGUAGUAGUUGGUAUUUUGAUGCUUAUUUAAGAUGUCUAGUUAGGGUAAAGGAUUUCAAUCUUUUUGUCUGCCAUUUGACUUCAUGUACUGUUACAUGUAUAUAAAUACAACAAUAUGGUGUUUUGUAUAGGCUAUAUUUUAUGAAUGUGGCAUAUAUUUAGCACAGAGUCCCGAUAUUUAUAGUGAGUAGCUCCAUCUGGUGGUCAGAUGUUACAGGUCAGCAGCAACUGACUUGAGCUCUUAAAUGAGGGCCCAGUAUUUAAGGAUGCAGACGGCCCUGAUUUAUAGCGCCUGUGAGCAGGACAAAAAGAAUCCGCAUGCACUUUGUCUGAGAAUCAUGCGCAGAAUGUGGUGACAAUUUGUUUAAAUACUUAGAUCAGAAGAAAUGGAAGUUGAGCCAUACAAUACUGUACAAGGACCUAAUUGUCACGUGUUUCUGUUACGUUUUAUACUAUGUAAAACCAAGAGGU